Messenger RNA from Coregonus clupeaformis (lake whitefish), 2117 nucleotides. RefSeq names its product homeobox protein Hox-C1a-like. Gene Ontology annotation, molecular function: RNA polymerase II cis-regulatory region sequence-specific DNA binding; DNA-binding transcription factor activity, RNA polymerase II-specific. The record is from RefSeq and is a predicted model, not a curated record. Gene Ontology annotation, cellular component: nucleus. Lineage: Eukaryota; Metazoa; Chordata; Actinopteri; Salmoniformes; Salmonidae. Gene Ontology annotation, biological process: regulation of transcription by RNA polymerase II.
CAUUUAAGCGGCCCUGUUUGAGAAAAUAAAGUUACCAUAAAUUAUGGGGACUACACAGCUAUUGUCUUCUGUACUGGAGUCCAUUAAUUUGACCACCUCAAAUUAGUUUACAACUUGCUUGGCUUUGUUAAUCAGUGUGUUGUCCCGGGUGGAUGACAGAGAUGUCCAUCUAUUGGCCAAGACCAAGAGGGCACGUCAUCUCCAUCAAUCAGAGAUCUCCAGGGCAUGUCCCUCUGACUGUCUAUGGUCGCUAUCUCGGUCCAUCCAUGCGUUAUUGGAUGUUAGCUAGAGGCCACCUGUCCAUGAGUCCUAUAACCGUUUGACCGAUCCAAUGAUUAUGCAUAGGUGAUAAUGAAUUUGUAUCAAGAGUUAAUGUGCGAUUGGGAGAGUAGCGCUAUGUUCGUAGGGGGCUACCGACCAGGGGAGGUCAGGAUAGGUGACUUGGAUCAGAUAAUUUCUCCAGAACUUGGAGCUGACAAUGAGGGUAACUCUUUAUCAGAGGUUGGCACGGGAUAUUCAUUACAACACAGUUCCCCGUCUUUCUCCGGUGCCAAUUCUGCAACCGACUGCACGGUAACUCAGCUCCCGGUCUACUCAGGCUCGAGCAGCUCUCCCCUGACACAGAGUCAGGGCUUUUCAACCACGCCACCGGCCUGCCUCCACUACUCUCGUCUCCCCUCCUACCUCCGGGCGCAGGAGCACGACUUCCCGGGACUUGGAUACUCCUCUUCCACACACAACACCAGGACUGAGGCGCUGGCGCACGCAGAAUUCGGGUCUAUAAAUGCGCACAUUAAAAUCUACACUCAUGAUGGGCCUAAUAUUCACUUUGCUCUUGUGGACAGUAGCUCUCACCCGGACCCCAAGUGUAAGGUAUCUGAACUAAGUCACAAGAGCAAAACUUUUGAUUGGAUGAACGUGAAGAAGAGAAGUCAACCUCGGACGGCCAAGAUGCACAUGGCCUGUGGAUUAAGUAUAGUUGCUCCGGGCGUCAGUAUGGACAGAGGAGGUGGCGGUAAAUACAGCAUUCCCACCGAUGGGCAUCAUAUUACCCCUAACGGGGUACUAAGGACCAACUUCACCACCAAACAGCUCACAGAGCUCGAGAAGGAGUUCCACUUCAACAAGUACCUGACGCGCGCCAGACGCGUGGAGAUCGCGAGCGCCCUGCAGCUGAGCGAGACGCAGGUGAAGAUUUGGUUCCAGAACCGGCGCAUGAAACAGAAGAAAUUAAUGCGCGAAGGCCUUCUUCCCGUGGCCUGUCCCAUACUCGAGCUGCUCAGAAAGCUCACGCUCCAACAGCCUGGACACUUAUUCCUCUCCUGGACAACUUGAACCGACCUAAUGCUCUCCCAAACACCUGCCGCCCCCUAACACUGAACUAAAGGAACUUUCUCAUACAUUACAAAACAAGCUGUGUAAUAGUGACAGACAGUAUCACCAACAUGCAGGUUCUUUGAUUCCCCAUUAGGAGGAACUUCUGCCUAAUUGGCUAAUCAGGGUCAUGUUGUUUUUCACUAAAAAGCACGGAAAGCAGGGUAAGUUUUGUGAACUCCAGAAUGAGUUAUUGUAAAUGUUUGACUCCUAAUUGUAGAGGCGCACGUAGGUCUACCUGAGACUUUUAAUUGGAGUAGCCUAUUCAAGAGGACAUUUGAGUUCCGCUCACUUGUCAGGUGAAAUAAUAAUGAUUAAUGCACUUUAUGAGUUUAUACCAAAUAACAUAACUUUAUUCAGACAACCAAUAUUAUUAUAUUUAUUUGUGUAUUUAGUAGGCCUACUAAACUUAUUGAUUUAGUUAUUUAUUGUCUCUUGCAUGUCAUUAAAGCAUCAUUACAAGAACGUUGUGGCCAGCUCUUUCUUCGGAACAGCUUACUUAAAUGUUCUUGACUAAAACGUCUACAUUUCCGUCAGGGUUUAUUUUGUUUUAAAAUAACAUCCAAUUCAUAAAAAAUAUUCGUGUGGGGUUUCUAGGCUCGCAUAAGGCUGAAAGCUAUUUCCAAAAUCAUUUAUGUCAAUAGCCUAUCUAAAGUAAAUACAUUUAGUUUAUACACAUUUUGAAUAACUUAAAAGUUAUUUGAAUUGUACUAUGUUAUAUUUCCGUAUUUCAUGUCCUUGAA